AGAGGAUCAGAGCCCUUCCACGGUCCUCUCCGUGGGAGCCCGAGUCCCUGUUUCCCAGAUCUUACGUGCUCAAGAAGCUGUUCUGUGAAUAAAGUAAACCCUGUGAAGAGACUGGACCCAGCCCCAGUGAUAUUACAAGAAGAGUCAAGCAAGGACUUUGGUCCUUGAUUCUACUGGCCAGCCAAGCCUAAAUGUGAUGGCUGUGCCGCCCAGGCCUCUACAGCUGCUGGGAGUACUGCUCAUUAUUUCCCUGAGCUCUGUCAGACUCACUCAGGCCGGUGCCUACUAUGGAAUCAAGCCUCUGCCACCUCAAAUUCCUCCUCAGAUACCACCACAAAUUCCACAGUACCAGCCCUUGGGUCAGCAAGUACCUCACAUGCCUUUGGGCAAAGAUGGCCUUUCCAUGGGCAAGGAGAUGCCCCACAUGCAAUAUGGCAAAGAGUACCCACACCUACCCCAAUAUAUGAAGGAAAUCCAACCUGUGCCAAGAAUGGGCAAGGAAGUGGUGCCCAAAAAAGGCAAAGGAGAAAUACCAUUAGCCAGUUUGCGAGGAGAACAAGGACCCCGUGGAGAACCUGGGCCAAGAGGACCACCUGGGCCACCCGGUUUGCCAGGUCAUGGAAUGCCUGGAAUCAAAGGAAAACCAGGACCCCAGGGAUAUCCAGGAAUUGGGAAGCCGGGUAUGCCUGGAAUGCCUGGGAAGCCAGGAGCCAUGGGCAUGCCAGGGGCAAAAGGCGAAAUUGGACCCAAGGGGGAAAUCGGACCUAUGGGAAUCCCAGGGCCACAAGGACCUCCAGGACCUCAUGGACUUCCUGGCAUCGGAAAACCGGGUGGGCCGGGGUUACCAGGGCAACCAGGAGCAAAAGGUGAGAGAGGGCCCAAAGGACCGCCAGGACCUCCCGGACUUCAGGGUCCCAAAGGAGAGAAGGGCUUCGGGAUGCCUGGUUUGCCAGGUCUGAAGGGUCCUCCAGGUAUGCAUGGCCCUCCUGGUCCAGUUGGGCUACCAGGAGUAGGAAAACCAGGAGUGACGGGCUUUCCUGGACCCCAGGGUCCCCUGGGGAAGCCAGGGCCUCCAGGGGAACCUGGACCACAAGGCCUUAUUGGUGUGCCAGGAGUUCAAGGACCUCCUGGGAUGCCUGGAGUUGGAAAGCCUGGUCAGGAUGGGAUCCCUGGCCAACCAGGAUUUCCAGGUGGUAAAGGGGAACAAGGCUUGCCAGGCUUGCCUGGACCCCCAGGCCUCCCAGGAGUUGGAAAACCAGGCUUCCCAGGACCCAAAGGGGACCGGGGUAUUGGGGGUGUUCCUGGGGCUCUUGGGCCGAGAGGGGAAAAGGGACCAGUAGGUGCUCCUGGAAUGGGUGGUCCCCCUGGAGAACCAGGCCUACCUGGAAUCCCGGGUCCCAUGGGCCCUCCAGGUGCUAUUGGUUUCCCUGGACCCAAAGGAGAAGGUGGGGUUAUAGGACCACAGGGUCCACCAGGUCCCAAGGGAGAGCCAGGCCUCCAAGGCUUCCCUGGGAAGCCAGGUUUUCUUGGUGAAGUGGGUCCCCCUGGCAUUAGGGGUUUGCCCGGUCCUAUAGGACCCAAGGGAGAAGCUGGUCACAAAGGGUUGCCAGGGCUUCCCGGUGUUCCAGGGCUACUUGGACCCAAAGGAGAACCUGGCAUACCUGGGGAUCAGGGUCUACAGGGUCCCCCAGGCAUUCCAGGGAUUGCAGGACCUAGUGGCCCUAUUGGACCCCCUGGGAUUCCGGGUCCCAAAGGAGAACCAGGCCUCCCAGGGCCCCCUGGGUUCCCUGGUGUAGGAAAGCCAGGAGUAGCAGGACUUCACGGUCCCCCAGGGAAACCUGGUGCCCUUGGGCCUCAAGGCCAGCCUGGCCUUCCUGGGCCCCCAGGUCCUCCAGGGCCCCCAGGACCCCCAGCUGUGAUGCCCCCUACACCGUCACCCCAGGGAGAGUAUCUGCCAGAUAUGGGACUAGGAAUUGAUGGAGUGAAACCUCCACAUGCCUAUGCUGGCAAAAAGGGCAAGAACGGAGGGCCAGCCUAUGAGAUGCCUGCAUUUACUGCCGAGCUGACUGUACCUUUCCCACCGGUGGGGGCUCCAGUGAAGUUUGACAAGCUGCUAUACAACGGCAGGCAGAACUACAACCCGCAGACCGGCAUCUUCACCUGUGAAGUCCCUGGUGUCUACUACUUUGCUUACCAUGUUCACUGCAAGGGAGGCAACGUAUGGGUUGCUCUCUUUAAGAACAACGAGCCCAUGAUGUACACAUACGACGAGUACAAGAAGGGCUUUCUAGACCAGGCAUCUGGAAGCGCAGUACUGAUGCUCCGGCCCGGAGACCGGGUGUUCCUCCAAAUGCCUUCAGAACAGGCUGCUGGACUCUAUGCCGGGCAAUAUGUCCACUCCUCCUUUUCAGGAUAUUUAUUGUAUCCCAUGUAAAAAAAGAAAAGAAAAGAAAGAAAAAUAAGAGAUUUAAUAGAAGAAAAGAAAAUGACACACCAAAAAAAAAAAAAAUCAAUCGAAAACAAUGCUUCAAAACAUUUAUAAUAGUUGGAAAGUUAUAUUUAAGUGAAGGUUUGGACCAUCAUGUACAAAUAAAAACUAAAAUGCAUGUUUAAUCCUGUGCACAGCGAAUUGUAAUGGAAUGAUGGGACAGAUUUACAGAUCAAGUUCUGACACUUGUGUUGUACCCAGUGGACUCAUAUUAGCUGUUCCAUGUUAUAUGAUUUCAUAGCCUGCUUAUUCAAAUCAGUCAAAAUAUCUCAGUCUGGAACAUCAUAGCUAAUGAAAGUCAUUCAUUCUUUGUGCUCCCUUAAAGAAAGUAUUUUUGAAUAUGCCUUAAGAGGUUGGUGGUGACGGUUACAUACUGUAUUUAUUUGCAUACUUUCCUCUCUAUUCAUGCAGAUGUUUUGCUGUGGGAUGUUGGAGGGUUCUUCUGUAGUGCAGAGUCCAUGGUAAUCUCUAGUCUAAAGGAUAUUUCUCCAUGUUAGAGGCAAUGCUUUGAGCUGCAGGACUACUUAGAAUUGUGUGUGUGUGUGUGUGUGUGUGUGUGUGUGUGUGUGUGGUGUCCCCAAAAGAAGAGGUGUACUAAUGGCUCAUUGUGUAUUUGCUCAGCAGUCUAUUUGCAUAGCAAAUGAGUGAGAUGCUAGCAUGGGAUGCAGGCCAGGAGAUGCUAGCAUGGGAUGCAGGCCAGGAGAUGCUAGCAUGGGAUGCAGGCCAGGAGAUGUUAGCAUGGGAUGCAGGCCAGGAGAUGUUAGCAUGGGAUGCAGGCCAGGAGAUGCUAGCAUGGGAUGUAGGCCAGGAGAUGCUAGCAUGGGAUGCAGGGCAGAGCCCACAGGAGCUCGUCAUUUAGCUCAGAGACAUUAAUGUAUCAACUCAUUUAAAGGGUUUUAGUUUGAAAUUUUUCUGUAACUUGAUUUUCUUUUUUUCUUCUUCUUCCCUCCAUGAAAUAUAUAACAUAGCCUAAUCAACAUAAACAAAAUUUUUUACAAAGCUUUCCCUCAAAUAACCUUGCCGAUUCGUGAAUGUUUAUUAUUAAUAGCAAUUAUCAGUUGUGUUAAAUAAAACAAAAACACUAAUUUGUCCACACAGCCAAGUGUAGUGAGGGUUCACCUUGUUUGCACCUGUUUUAGUAGCUGUCAUUUUUUCCCAAGUAACUAUGAAUUUUGAAAACAUGACUUAUGCCAUGAAGUUCCAAAGUCAAUUGCUAAAGUCCAAAUCAUUUUUUUUUUAAUUUGGGGAAAAAAUUCAGAAUUACAUAGGAAAAAUUAUAUUUUAAAAAAGCAAUGGUAAAGUUAGGUAUUUAAAAGCAGGCAUGUUGCUUUCAGCAACAGGGACUACCGUUGUAGGAAAAUGACUGUUUCUUUGUUAUUGGAGAAGAUAGCUGGAAUGUCAAAAAGCAAUAGCACACCCUGACCUAUGAUGUCACCGCAUGCUCAAACAGGUUUGAAAAGAGAAAAAAAAAUUCAGAUUCUAAUUAAGGCACAUAGUAGGUUCUUUGAGAGCUUCUCACAACACAAUCAGCUGAAGGCUUACUGUUCAUCUGCUAUUACUUGCUUAGGGGGUAAUGUAGGACUACAGCAAUAGAAUGAAUUCUAUUUUUUCUCAAAAGUUAAAAAUCAAGAGCUGAAGAUAGACAUAGAUUGGAAAAUACACAAAUAAAUACAGUAUGAAACAUGGUCUAUUUAAAAUCUGAAUUAUUUUUAUCACCACAGUUCUUCUGGUCCUGGCUUACUAUUUGUCUUUUCCCUUGAUGAUGCACAGGCACCAUUUCUUCUUGAAUUUUUUUUUUAAAAAAGGAUGUGUUUAUUAGCACAAGGUUUUUCAUUCACUGUUAAUUAUACAAAAGCACUUUCGAAUCCAAAAGAAUUUUCCUACCUAACCUUCACUUGCCAAGUGAACAGCAUUUCUUUGGAUAGCUAUCCUUGGAGUCGCUCCUGGGGACACUGGCUUAUAGCUGGUCACUAUGGAAGUCAUAUGGGUCCCUGGCUGUUUCCACUAAAUAGCUACAUUGAAAUGGUUUGGAGGACAGUCCGGCAAGAUGGGUUGUAAAGUUGCUUUUAUCUGUACAUGUAUGGUAUUUUAGUUUCCAUAAAGAACGACAAAAGUCAGAAAUUAUCUCUUAAGCUAAGCCAAAUUUCACUUUUUGAGAUAUCUUCCAACUUAUUUAUUGGUUGUUACUCAAUUGCCUGCCUCGUGUGUGUGUGUGUGUGUGUGUGUGUGUGUGUGUGUGUGUGUGUGAUCAGGCAUAUGUUUCUAAGCUUUUAAAUGGAGGAGGAGCAAAAUCUAUGCCAGAUACUGUAUAUUCUACCAUGGUGCUAAUAUCAGAGCUAAAUGAUACUCCAUUUAAUUUAAGAAGAGUUUUAAAUAAUUAUCUAUGUACCUGUGUUUCCCUUUUGAGUGUUGUUCAUCAUGUCCACAGUGGUGUGCAAGAAGAUGAAUCAAGUAUAUGUUCUACUUUCUAGGGACAGUACUAUGAUCCCUAUUUAAUUCAAAAUUAACUAGAGCUUUUCCAUGUGAAAUGGACCAGACUGGCAUUGUUCUAUUUAAACAGAGAGUUUUAACGAAGCAUGACAUCCCACAGGGGAAAGGAAUGUCUGUAGAGGACCAUUGUCCUCAAAUAUUUUACAGAAACAAAGAAUGAUGAAAAGACGGUAACUUGUUUGAGUUUCCAUGAAUAGAUUUGGGACUUAAAUGGCAAAUCAAUUUUGUAUUUAAAUUUUUUGUACUGAUUUGAAAAACAAAUCAUUAAAUAUCUCUAAAAAUA
Messenger RNA from Arvicanthis niloticus (Nile rat), 5261 nucleotides. RefSeq names its product collagen type VIII alpha 1 chain (gene Col8a1). Lineage: Eukaryota; Metazoa; Chordata; Mammalia; Rodentia; Muridae. The record is from RefSeq and is a predicted model, not a curated record. Gene Ontology annotation, molecular function: protein binding.